This is a messenger RNA of Pseudopodoces humilis (Tibetan ground-tit), 2519 nucleotides long. It is a transcript of the gene ACD, whose product is annotated as ACD shelterin complex subunit and telomerase recruitment factor. Gene Ontology annotation, cellular component: chromosome, telomeric region; shelterin complex; telomerase holoenzyme complex. The record is from RefSeq and is a predicted model, not a curated record. NCBI's taxonomy places the organism in Eukaryota, Metazoa, Chordata, Aves, Passeriformes, Paridae. Gene Ontology annotation, molecular function: telomeric repeat DNA binding. Gene Ontology annotation, biological process: telomere capping; telomere maintenance via telomerase; negative regulation of telomere maintenance via telomerase.
AUGGCAGCGGCGGCUGCUCCGCCGGGCGGGGCGAGCCCGGGGCUGGCGGCGGGGGAGCGUCUUGUCUGUGUGGACAAGAAUGUGGCUUCUCCCAAACUCUACGUCCUGGAGCCAUGGAUUGCUGACCUCUUGGUGAAUUACGAGCAACUGGAGGAGCGUGAGAAUUUCCUGGCUGGACAGGUGGUGCGGGUCUUAAGUGAUUCAACUGCUCCUGGCCAGCCUGGCCUCCAGGAAGCUGUGGUGCAGGUCUCUGAUGGAUCCUGCUACAUCCGUGUGGUCAUUACACCCGAAGCUCUGCAGGCAGAGGAAAACGCCCACCUGCAGCUCAGGCUUUCCAGCCUUAAUUGCAGAAUUAUCGUCCUGCAGAAGUACACAGUGUGUUUUCAGGACGAGGCCAGGCUGGAGGACUGCGAGUUUUACCUCACGGCCCAGCAGUUCAUCGUGCUGCCCAUGCAGAGGCAGAGGAUGGAAUCAUCCGACGGGAACCAGGACCCCUCUGUGGUGAAGAAGAUUAAGGAGCUCUGGCUGAGGAAUCUUGCUGUGAGGAAUGCUCCCAGCUCAGAGCCCUCUGUCUCUCAGCUGAUUGAUGCCAUAGGACAGAACCAGCUGGAGAUUUUGAAGGAAAAUGCCGAGGAAUGCUUGGAUUUAUGGAAAUCAAAGGACAAGCCAGUGACAGUGGAGGACGAGGUUCCUGUCACCCAGUGGGAGGCAGAGCGCAAGAAGGAGCAGGGAGAGAAUGUUUUCAUGGUCCCAGUCAGCGCCCUGGUGAUCCCUCCUGAGGAGGAGGCAGUUGUUUGUGAUUCUUCUGAGGCAGCACCUGCAGGGUACACAGAUACAAGCCAAGCAGCUCCUGGAAAGAGUAGUGAUGAUAGGACAAUGCCAGGAGACCCAAGUGUUGUAUCCCAGACCAGCUCUUGUCUCCAUAGCAGAGGUGCUCCAGCCUUUGGAUCGUCCUCAUGGCCUCCUAUGAACGCUCCAGAUCCCAUCCAGCCUUUAGUUUCCUCUACAGUUGACACAUCCCAUCUCCUUGGACUGAGUGGAGGAGGUGCCACAUCACCAGCCUUGUCAGAUAGCUUGGAGGGAUCCCCGGACAACCCCUGGAAUAGAAUGCCCUCGUUGUCUUUGACCCCGAGCUCUUCCGAUGAGAAGAGCUUUCAACCUGACCCUCCCCUGAAGACCCAGAAAGAUGUGGCUGCUGACAGCAACACCACCGACCUGUUGGAAUUGUGUAGCCAGGGCUCUCCUGAGGGCUUGCCCCAGGGAGAGCCAGUACAGACCUCAUCUCCCUCCCUGCUCCGCUCCCACAGCACUCCCAGUCCGGUGGAGAUCAGCACCACUGAGGUGGCAUCAGCUGCAGAGGCAGCCUGGGAUACCCUGUGUUCUGAUCGUGGCCCGCAGGGAUCCAGGGACUCUCAGGCCACCCUGCCCACUCUUUCUCCAGUUUUUCCAGCCUUGCCAGGCAGCAGUGUACAGUUCCUGCCCGGCAGGAUUCCUCACAGGGAGCAGGCCUGCUCCAGUGGCACAACUUCCUCUCCAGAUGUGUUGAGGCCUGGACUGGCUCAUGUAAGGACACAGGGAAGAGAGACUGUGGGUGCCAAGAGGAAGCUGGUGGAGGAAGAUGAGCAGGGCCCCAGUGGGCAGCAGCUUACCCCGGGCACCUCAAAGGACAGGGGGAGAGGCACAGACAAGAGAUCGGAGCUCAUGAGCCCACAGGGUGCAAAGAAGAGCAGAACGCAGACAGGGCUGCAGCGUGGAAAAGAGCUUGAGGAGGAGGAUAAAGAGGAGGAGGAGGAGGAAGAGCAAGCAUCCCCUGCAAGAGCUGGGCCCAGCUCCAGGCCGGAGCAGUGCAGAGCUCCAGAGCCGUUCAUGGAGAGACCGCCCCAGUACCAAUACGAGGCACCGAGCCCUGAGCUCUGCCAGCAGGUACAAUCUAUCAGGAUCUCAAAGGCAAUGCUGAAGUGGGCAUGCUGGAUACUGACUGAGGAGGAUGAUUCCUGAGCCCAACCCAUCUUUCGUUCCUUUGUUUCUUCAAUGGGUCUGUCAAAACACUGGGAAGAGUGGUUGGGGGAGGGAUGUGGGGACAUCAAAAGCUCUGUGCCCCAGGGGACUGCUGAGUGGGCUGGCCUAGCUGCAGAAACCUUGGCACAUGACCUGUUGAAACCCAAUACCCUCAGUGACAGGAGGGGAGAAAAGCAUUCACUCAGGAAUGCGUAUAUGUGAGCCAGCAUCCCUCUCCCACCUCUUCAUCCUUUCCAAAUGCCUUGUCCCAGCAAGUGGGGACAAGAGGUGACACAGUGCCACCAUAGAAGUGAUGGCAGAGGCGCCACAACCUGAUCCUGCUCCAAAGGUACCCCAGGAGCAUGGAUGGUUUAUUGAAUAAGUUUAGGUUGGGUCCUGCACUGUUUAUUACAAAAAAUAUCCUGCAGGGUUAUGCUGUAGAAAUUAAAAAUUGUAUAUUUUUUAAAUACACAGCUCUUGUAUUAAAAAAAAAAAACCAAACAAAAAAAAAAACAAAACAA